Messenger RNA from Talaromyces rugulosus, 213 nucleotides. RefSeq lists its product as uncharacterized. NCBI's taxonomy places the organism in Eukaryota, Fungi, Ascomycota, Eurotiomycetes, Eurotiales, Trichocomaceae. The coding region runs from base 1 to 213 and encodes 70 amino acids. The record is from RefSeq and is a predicted model, not a curated record. The transcript has 3 exons.
AUGAUCCCCAUUUCGCAGGGGGGUUCAACCAUUCCAUGGAAUUCGCCGGCAGGUAUCACAAUGCUUACAUUCGGAGCGAUGCUUUUUGCGGUCUUCCUAAUUGGAGAAUGGCGACGGGUGAAACUGCCACUUCUCCCCAUGCCUUUAUUCCAGUACAACUACUCUACAAAUAUCCUGCUAGGCGCGAACAUCUUGAUCGGCCGGGUCUUCUAG